AUGGAUGCUGAUAAGACUAGUGCAUAUAAUAUUCAAGCAAGAUUGUUCUCAAACCCUCAUCUUCCACCAGGAAGCCUAGGAUGGUCUCUAAUAGUUGAAAUCUUAGACUACCUAGGUACCUGUUUCGCAGGAGAACCUGGUAGGUUUCUAAGAGAUAGGAUGGAGAAGCAUAAUCCCCACUUCAUUUCUAGGAAAGUCAGUGGUUUUGUUUUGUGGACCAGCUGGGAACAAGUUCUUGUUCAGCAAUGA
Molecule: messenger RNA, 249 nt
Organism: Dovyalis caffra
Lineage: Eukaryota; Viridiplantae; Streptophyta; Magnoliopsida; Malpighiales; Salicaceae
Source: the annotation of a GenBank genome assembly